Messenger RNA from Limulus polyphemus (Atlantic horseshoe crab), 6426 nucleotides. RefSeq names its product vacuolar protein sorting-associated protein 13C-like. Bases 1 to 6426 code for a protein of 2141 amino acids. The transcript has a single exon. Gene Ontology annotation, cellular component: extrinsic component of membrane. The record is from RefSeq and is a predicted model, not a curated record. Lineage: Eukaryota; Metazoa; Arthropoda; Merostomata; Xiphosura; Limulidae. Gene Ontology annotation, biological process: protein retention in Golgi apparatus; protein targeting to vacuole.
AUGCAAAUCAGAGGAAUGGAUGCUCAACUGACUCUUAUGAAUUCAAAAACAGUGUUAAAUACUCUCUUGAAAGAAGUUUUGGUUGUUGAUUCAUGUCUAAAUGCUGUGUAUCCAAAUAUUCUGUCUACUACCAGUGAUGAAGUGCUAAGAGUGGAAGUUGUCACUUUUGAUAAAGCAACAGAAGAUGAAAAGUAUCUGGACAUGUCAGCUGUGGAUCUGAAAUUGAAGGUAUCUCUUGGUGCAACAAAACUAGUCUUCUUGAAUAGAUACAUUUCUAAGUUAUUGAAUUUUAUCAGUGAAUUUGAAACAGCAAAAGAGAAAAUAGCAGAAGCUAGUGUGGCAGCAGCAGAAGUGGCCAAACAUGGCAUGGAAGAAGCUUAUCAAAAAGCAACAAGAGUUUCAUUAGAUAUACACCUUAAAGCCCCAAUUAUAAUAAUGCCACAGAAUUUUCAUUCUGAAACAGUUCUAAUAGCAGAUUUGGGAACACUGAAAUUGUUCAAUGCAUUUACAAUGCUGAAUAUAAGUAAUGAUUGUGGGAUUCCAGCAAUAUUUGAUAACUUGUGUUUAGAGUUCUCUGAUUUGAAGCUAUCAACUGCAAUUGUGAACACUGUGUCUGGAAAAAUUCUUGCCGAAUCUAUGUUACUUGAACCAAUUAAUUUGAAGUUGGAGGUAGUUCGCAAUCUGGCCAUAGGAUGGUACAUGGAAGUUCCAGAAGUAGCAGUCAAAGGUAAUCUUGCUGCAGUGAGAGUGAUUUUGAGCCAAGAAGAUAUUACCAUUAUUAUGAAGUUUUUGGUUGAAAAUCUUGGUGAUGCAGAACGAAAUAUCUCGUCCUCAGAGUAUUCAGCCAAAGCUAGUGUAGUUGAAAAACAUACCAGUGGAAAGAAAAUUUCUGUAAACGAACAUAUGGAAGACAAAAGAAAACACUCUGAACUCAUAGAAUCUGUGUUUAAAAGAAUGACAUUUGCUUUUCAGUUGGACAGUUUCAAGGCUUGUUUGUAUGAGGGAAGCUCAAACUUGACUUCUGGUCUUUCUGAAAGAAAACCAGAAUGUUCAUUGGCUCAGUUUGAGCUUGUGACCAUAACAAUAAAAGGAGAAAUAUUAAGUGAUAGUUCUUUUUGUGGUAAUGUAAUUCUUGUUAACUGCAUCUUAGAUGAUAAGCGGUCUAUAAGGAAAAAAGGAAUCACCAGACUAAUGGAUAGGGUUCCAGUCAAGAAUGAUACUGAGAAUAUGAUUGAUAUUACCUUCAGACAAGAUUUAAAUCUUGACAAAUUUUUGUUUACUAAAAUCUCAAGUUUUAACCUUGUUCUUAAUGUGGAUUAUUUAAUGAUAUUAGGAGAUUUUUUUGUUAAAGCUAUGCCAGAGAAUUUGUCACCACAACCUACAACUACUGCAGUUCCAGAAACACCAGAUGUUACAGAUCAUGCUGAUGCUGGACCUUUUGGAUGUACAUCUAUAAACUUGAAUAUUAAAGAGCCAGAUUUAAUACUUAUAGAAGACAUGGAAGAUUUUAAUUCUAAUGCUAUUAUUUUGAAGUUUAAAAUGGAUGCUAAAAUGAUGAUGUCACCAAAUUCUCAAUCAGUAUCUGGUGUCAUUUCUCACCUUCAGCUUUUUACAGCUUGUUUUAACCCUGAAUUGAGAGCUAAUACGAUGUCAGAAAUAUUAAGACCUUGUGAUAUUACUCUUUAUUCUUAUUCUCCUAAUAUGAAAGGUCAACAUGUGAAUAUAGAUUUCACAAGCAUUUUUCUGAAUGUAUCACCAAACACUAUAUCCAUAUUCAUGAAUAUUUUGUCUAGUUUAGCUUCUCAAAAAAGUUCAAAAGAGCUCGACGAAGCAAAGUCUUCUGAAGAAUAUUCAAAGUUGUGGACACCAAAGAAGCUUGAAGAAUGCUCUUUUUGGUUUUUAGAGAAUAUUGGUUUUGCUGAGGAAGCUGUAGAAGAUGUUAUUGUAUGCAUUGAAGAUAAAAAUCAAAUGAAAGUUGACUCAGAAUUAUUCAUGUUGAAUAUGAAUACUAUAACAUUAACAGUUGAGACUGGUGUAGGGAUACAGACAGUUCCGAUGGUUAUGAUGGAGGCUUCUUUCCAGGCACAAGUUCAAAAUUGGAAUUCAAAUCUUCAUCUUAAAUCAGUUUUUUCAAUGGAAAUAGUUUACUUCAAUGAAAAGCUAGCUGUGUGGGAACCACUUGUUGAACCAGUUAAAAAUGCAUCAGGGAGAUCAGAACCUUGGAAACUGCUAAUAGAAAUAACCAAGAAUUCUGAAUUACCAGAAGCUUCUACUGAAGACAUAGAAUCCAUAGAAAUCUCACUUCAGCCUCCAGUUAUGCGUGUUAAUAUAUGUUCAAGUGAUGUAAUGGAACUGAUGGUCAGUAAGGUUGCUCUAGAGGUCUUAACUCAUCUUGGCCAUGCUUUUGGUGAAGCAGUUAAACAAGCCCAUAAACAUAAAUAUAUACAGCCAGAAGCUCCAUAUGUUGUGAAAAAUCACUUGGGAACUCCAAUGUCUGUUAUACUAGCCAAUAACAUUUUUCAGGUUGUUGGACAAGAUCAUUUUGGUUUCAAAGAAGUAAUUUUAGAGCCAAAUAGUUCAGUUUAUUUGAAACUCAUUUCUUCUGCAAAGGAAGAAAGUACAACUUCGAUCCUAAUUAAGCAGAAUGUCAAAUUAGAAGAAGCAUUGUGCAUCAAAAUUGAAACGGAUUUGAUCAACACUGUACGAAACAUCAACAUUUCUCAUGUUGGCAAACGAUAUUUUCAGCUACCCCUUAAAACCUAUCCAGGUGAUCAGUGGGGUUUUGUUGUUGAUGUGGCUUCAUUGUUUGGCUCAAAAAUAAUUACGUUUCAAAGUUGUAUCACUGUCAGAAGUGAUUUUUCAAAUCCAAUGGAGUUAUAUUACAUGAGACCAGGAGGAAAUGAGCUUGAAAUGUGUGGAGUCUUAGAACCUGAAAAGACAUUCUUUGUUCCUUUAUAUGGAGUGUACACUCCCACUAGUCAGUUUUUCUUUAAACCUAAUGAAGGUUCGUUUAGUGUUUGUACAGAGCCAUUUGUUUGGAAGGAUCUAAUGAGUGAACCAAGCACAUCCAAAAUACUACAAUGCACAAGCCACAGUACUGAAAGCAGAAACCUUUUUUUCAAAGUGUUUGGGAAUGUUGAACAAGUUUAUUUUGAAAGAUCUAUGAAAAAGACGUUAGUCAGUACAUGCUAUGCACUACAUAUACGACCAACUGCAUCAUUGAGAAAUUUGCUUCCAUUCACUAUCAGAUAUACAAUACAAGGUGUGAAUGAGGAAUUUGUCUUAGAGGAAGGUUUUACUCAUGAUCUUGUAUCUGCUUAUCCUGGUAAAACCUACCUGCAGAUUAAGUUACCAAAUUAUUUGGAACGAAAAUGGGUGUGUUGUAAAGAAAUAAAUCACACUGUAGCUGAUUUGUCUAUUUGGACAUUUUCUUCAAAUGUAUUAGGUAGUGAGCUUUCCUUAGAUCUUGGCAUGCAUACUCGAAAAUCUGAUGGUUAUUUAGAUAUGGAAAUCUACUGUCCAUUUUGGAUGAUUAACAAAACAAAUCUACUUCUAACUUACAAAGGAGAACAACAUAAUAUUACUACCCAUCCUGGAAGUCUAAAUGCCCCUUUGUUGUUUUCAUUCAGAGCUAAAAAUUUUUUUUCAAAAAAGAAGGCUUCUUUAAAAGUGGAAAAUUCAGAAUGGUCAGAUGAAUUUGCAGUUGAUGCUGUGGGAAGCAGUGGUUCAAUUGCUGCAAAGAUUAAAGAUGGUAAGACCUACUGUUUGGGUGUCCAGAUAAUGCUUGGUCAAACUAGCUUGAACAAAAUUGUUGUGUUCACUCCAUUUUAUAUGUUAAUGAAUAACAGCAAGUUUGAUAUUCAGGUUAAAGAGAACCUGGAAUCAGCACAAUGGGUAACUGUUUUUGCUGGUGAGUGUGCUGCUUUUUGGCCUGAUCAGAGAAAAAAUAUGGAAAUGUUAGUGAGAUAUGCAAACAGUGAAAAUCAAACUGCACCUUUUUCGUUUAAGGAACCACAUUCAAGCCUUCUCAGGUUGGGAGGUUUGAAUAGUGCUAUUUAUGUAGAUUGUCAAGUUGGAGAAUCUUCAACUGUACUAACCUUCUGCAAUUACUAUGAAGGGUCAGCUCAAGUUCGGCUAAUUAAUCAUACAGAUAGUUUUACUAUAGAAUACUUUCAGUGUGGUAAAAAUAAGAAAGUAGAGCUGGUAGCACAACACUGUAUUCUCUAUGUGUGGGAAGAUCCAAUGGGUGAAAGGGAACUGCUUUGGUCGUGUGGAAAUAAGAUCAAUGGGAGAAACAAUCUUAUCGAAGAUGGAAUUGGUGAAUUUUUUGCUGACAAAGAUUCAAAAAUAUACUGGGUAUCUUUUCUGGAUGGUUUACAGCGGACCCUUAUAUUUACUGAAGAUAUUGCUGUAGCAACUGCUGCACAAGAAGCAGGAGAGCUAGAGCGUAUUGAGCAAGAAAUCACUGUAUCCCUGCAGGGUGUAGGAAUCUCUCUUGUAGACAGUGAGAGAAGAUCUGAGAUUGUGUACAUGAGCUUAGCUAAUUCAGGAGUGUUGUGGGAACAGCGCAAGUUCAGAAGUCAUAGGUUUAAACCUGUAAGUUUAAGAGAAAAUGUUAUACUAGAAGAAGGAUACCAGAAAUAUUUGAGAGAAACUCAGAUAAGAAGAAAACCAAAAUCAAAGUUUUCUCUUGAAGGGAAACUUGAAGUAGAUUUCGAUGAGAUGAUAAUGUAUAAACCUAAAAAGAGUCAUAUUCGGAGAUCUUUUCAACUUGGCAUUUGGGCUCAGUAUAGUUCAUCUCCUCAUCAACUUCAACUGCAUGCAAAGAUUAACAAGCUACAAAUUGAUAAUCAACUGGUAGAUUGUGUCUUUCCUGUGGUUCUUGUUCCAGUGCCACUUCCAAAGUCUGUUGCUGCUGAUAGUGCUCCUAAACCUUUUACUGAAAUCAGUAUCAUGAUGAGGAAAACAGAACAUAGUUCACUUAAUCAGUUUAAAUAUUUUAAAGUAUUGAUCCAGGAAUUCCAAGUGAAAUUAGAUCAAAGUUUUUUAAACUCCUUGAUAUCAUUCUUUUCUCCAAAAGAACCAGCUCAUAUAAAUCACAAGGAAUUAUUGGAGAAAGACAAAGUGGCCAUAAAAAAAGAUUUGAAAGGUUUUGCAACAAUAUACUCUUCUCAAGAUCAGAAGAGUUUCUAUGACAUCCUUCAUUUUUCUCCAAUUAAAAUUCAUUUAAGUUUCUCCAUGACAGGAGGCGGUAAGCAUACUAACCAACGAACUGCUAUUCAUUCUGAUUUCAUAAACCUUCUUUUACAGAGUGUUGGAGUCACAGUUACUGAAAUACAAGAUGUAAUAUUCAAGCUAAAUUAUUUUGAGAAGCAAAAUGCCUUCCUCACUCAAAGACAACUCAUUUCUGAUGCCACCAUGCAUUACACAGGACAAGCUCUCAAGCAACUUUACAUGCUAGUGCUUGGCCUUGAUGUAAUUGGUAAUCCUGUUGGACUUUUGUUAGGAAUUACUGAAGGUGUGGGUGACUUCUUUUAUGAACCAUUUCAAGGGGCAAUACAAGGUCCUGAAGAGUUUGCAGAAGGACUUGCUAUAGGCGUUAAAAGUCUUUUAGGGCAUGCAGUUGGAGGAACAGCUGGUGCUGUUUCUCGUAUCACUGGCACUUUAGGUAAAGGCCUGGCAGCUCUUACAAUGGAUCAGGAAUACCAGAAGAAAAGGCGGCAGCAAAUGAACAAGCAGCCCGAAGAUGUUGCACAGGGCCUAGCACAAGGUGGAAAAGGUAUUAUCAUGGGUGUCUUUGAAGGAGUCACUGGGGUGGUAACUAAACCAGUGACUGGUGCUAAAGAAGAAGGAAUUGGAGGCUUCUUCAAGGGUAUUGGGAAAGGUCUGAUUGGUGUUGUUGCUCGUCCAACAGGUGGUGUUGUUGAUUUUGCUAGUUCAGGACUGGAGGCAGUAAAGAAAAUAACAGAACUUUCUGAUGAAGUUAAACGAACAAGGUGUCCUCGUUACAUUCAUCCAGACACAGUUAUUAAGCCAUAUCACCGCAUUGAAGCUGAAGGAAACCAACUUUUGCAGGAAACUGAAAAAGGAAGGUUUGUCACAACAGAUGAGUAUAUAGCUCAUCUACCACUUGGGUCUGAAGAUAAAAGUUACUUGUUAGUCACCAGCAGAAGAGUAAUGUAUAUAAGUCAAGGGGAUGUGUUUGGCCAGUGUAACACAGAGUGGCAGAUUGUCUGGAAUGAUAUCAGGGAAACCCCACAGAUAACAGAGAAGGGAAUCAAAUUCAUGCUGAAGGAGCCUAGGAAAAAAAAGUUAGGAGGACUGCUUAGAAAUGAAGAGACGGGGAAGUUAGUUUAUAUCUCUGAUCCAAAACUUUGUGCUUGGAUUGUGGGCAAAGUUGAAGAAGCCAUGAAGCAAUGUAUUUAA